GAUCACGAGAUGAAUGUGCGGACAGUUAUGUCGGAUCUGAUGCUAACAGACAUAAUGGACACGAAGGCUGAGAGCUGUAGUGGCGGUGAACUGAAACGACUGGCCAUUGCUGUCGAGUUGACGGCUCUUCACAAACCAAACCUUAUUUUAUGUGACGAACCGACCACUGGUUUGGACAGUAAUAUAGCAGAAGUGGUCAUGAAUUGUCUGAAAAGUUUGGUCCAAAAGCACGACAUAUGUCUCAUCGCAUCCAUACAUCAGCCAAACUCAGAGAUCAUUGAAUUAUGCGAUAAAUUGUAUGUAUUGUCAAAAGGAGGGCACUGUAUGUAUUGGGGUUCACCUGAAUUCCUUGCCUACUAUUUGAGAAAAUUUCAAAUCGAUUGCACCGAAGAUCAGGUGCCCAUCGAGUCGUUGAUAAAGAUCGGCUCUAAAGGCAUAACUGAUCCAAAAGUGAUUGAAUUGCGAAAUGAGGCCAAUGUUCAGGCAAAACACUCCCGGAGCUGUCUGGAAGUGGUUGACAAAGACUUUUAUGUCGAACAGAACUUCUAUUACAUGUACUUCACGUUCUGGACGUUCAGUUUACUGCAGGUUGUCUUCUCGAUUGUCGAGAAAGUGACCAGGCUCAGUAUAUUUACCAUUGAGCACCAUAAUAAUUGGUAUAGCUCUGGCGUUUAUUAUUUAACCGAGACCAUUAUCGAUUUGUUAUCGGUUACUAUCAAUGCUUGUAUCAGUGCCACGAUUUUGUACAAGCUAUGCAAUGAGCCAGCACAAUUCAAGCGUUACUUCAUAUAUUUGGUUGCCUUUAACCUCAAUCUUCACUGUAUGGACGCAUUCGGCCAUUUGGUGGCAAUAGUAUGGUAUGAAAUGAAGUACCUGUGCGUUAUGGUCGGCCUAUUAUAUGCCACUUUAAACGCAAUGCUCAGUAAUAUAUUCAUUGAGACAAAUGACAUGGCCAAGAAAACACUCUUUUCGUCGGAAAAAGUGAUUCUUUCGGGAAUUCAGGGAUUCAUUGAAUUGGGAUCUUUCAAUGCAUUGAUGGGUCCGUCCGGUGCGGGAAAGACAUCUCUUUUGCGAUCUCUGAAUGGAUUGAAUAGAAAUCUUAUGACAAAAGACUCGCAAAUCUGGUUGAGUCGAAACGUAAGGAUUAGGACCUGUUUUAUAGGACAGGACCAGAGGGAACACCUAAUUAGUGGUCUGACUGUCAAACAGUCCAUCACUUAUGCAUCAAAACUGAAGAACGGGUCCAACAGUGAUGUCGACCACGAGAUGAAUGUCAGGGAACUGAUGGAAGAGUUAGCCAUAAGUGAUAUCUCUGUAGUAAAUGUGGAAAAGUGUAGUUCCGGUCAACAGAAGCGUAUAGUAAUGGCUCAGGAGUUAAGCCCAAGAGUCAAACCAAACCUCAUAUGUGUUGACGAACCGACGUCUGGAGUCGACUCCUAUUCCGCUCUUUUGAUGAUUCAGUGCUUCAAACGGUUGUCCCGAAGACACGGCCUAUCGAUCAUCGCAUCCAUACAUCAGCCGAACCUCGAAAUUGUAAUGAGUUUUGAUUUGUUGUAUAUAUUAGCCAAAGGGGGACAGACUGUCUAUUCGGGUCGGCCCCGGGAUCUCAAACAGCAUUUGACUGAUUGUCAUAUUAUUUGCACUGAAAAUCAAAUCCCAAUCGAAGUUAUCAUCAAAUUAUGUGCAAAUGGUUUGAGGGAUGAGGCGGUCAUUGAGUUGUCGGCGAAAACCAAUGAAGACAUGAAUAAUACAUACCAUAAGAGAGUGAACAAUGAACUCAUACUUCAAUCAAAUGGUAUUCCUAUCGAAACAAAAAGCUUUUCAUUCGCAGAGUUUUGGUAUCUAUUGCUUCGAGGGUUGGCCUAUACUUUGGGACACAACUGGAAAUUCAUAGCCGUUCACACCAUUUGUUAUACAGGUUUGGGUUUUUUCAUAAUAUUCCUGUUCAGCUACCAAUUGGACAGACCUUCCAGUUGUCAACCAUUGGCCUCAAACUAUUGCAACCAAAAUGCCGGCGCUCUCGAGGAAUACAAAAUCUUAGGCAAACAUCUGGUUUACAUCAAUAUAUAUGCGUUCAUAAUAAUGGUCGUUCAGAUUAUCUACACUUCACUUACCAUUUCCAAUGAGAUCCCAGUCUUUUACAAAGAACACCGCAAUUACUGGUACAGCACUGAAUCGUAUUUUCUGGUGACAACUAUCUUGGACUUCGUGCCAUCGAUGGUCUCUAUAGUUAUCUAUUGUCUAAUCAUUAAUGUCUACGAAAUGGAGGGCACAUACGCUGUCCUAUUAUACUGCCUGUCCAUCAGUGCCCUCUCCUACCAAAGUAUUGGCCAUAUAUUAGGCAUUUGUUUCGGUGAAAGGGCUGUCAUUAUGUCCGUACUCUUACUGCCGAUUUUCUUAUGUCUGGGUGGGUUCUUCAUACCCUCCACAGAGUUUGGACAUCCGGUGAUUGAGUUAUCACAUGUAGUUCCCAUGAGAUACACCAUAGAAGUGAUACUCAUAUUCUUCUACGGCUUUGACCGGUGCCCUGAAGGACAGGUAUCUUCAAUAAUGCAUAAGUUUCUAUAUACUGACGAUAUGUAUGACAUGAGCCGCAAUAUACUUGUCUACCAAUUGGUCUGUUAUCGGAUCCUAUCGUCUGUGGGCACCGGUAUAUCUAUCUAUACAUUUGGAAAGGCUAGAGAGACGGCAGAUAUACAGCUGCGACCAAAAUACACCCAAUUUCAUAAUAAUUAG
Molecule: messenger RNA, 2736 nt
Organism: Oppiella nova
Lineage: Eukaryota; Metazoa; Arthropoda; Arachnida; Sarcoptiformes; Oppiidae
Source: the annotation of a GenBank genome assembly